This is a messenger RNA of Camellia sinensis, 2127 nucleotides long. NCBI's taxonomy places the organism in Eukaryota, Viridiplantae, Streptophyta, Magnoliopsida, Ericales, Theaceae. The record is from RefSeq and is a predicted model, not a curated record.
AUGAAACCGCCGACUUUCUUGGGUGGUAUUGAACUCUUAAAGGCAGAAACAUGGUUACUCGAAAUGGAGAAACUGUUUGAAGUAUUUCCUUGUUCCGAGACACAAAAAGUUCUUUUGGCCACCUACACUUUAAAAGAUGAAGCUCGGAGAUGGUGGUUAUUGAUCCGAACAAAUAAUAGGAACAUGACAUGGAUUCAAUUUAAUGAGAUCUUCUACGACAAGUACUUUCCCCAAUGCUUCAGAAAUCGGAAAGUGUUAGAAUUUCAAGAACUUAUGCAAGCCAGGAUAUCUAUAGCCAAGUAUGAGGCUAAAUUCAUUGAGUUAGCCUGGUUUGCUCCAUACAUAGUGGAUACUGAUUACAAAAAGGCACGGAAGUUCGAAGGCGGUUUGGAUCUGGAAAUGUUUGAUCGAGUAGGCGUUUUAAAGUUGCCUACAUACAUGGAGGUACUUGAUAGAGCAUUGAUGGCAGAGGCCAUUCUGGCAGCAAAGAAACAAGUUCCAGCUCCAACAACAGAAUUGAGAGGUAAAAAACCUGGAUCUAAUUUUCGGAAAGGUCGUUCAUCGUUUACAAACAAAAAGCAAAAUAUUGGGUCAUCAAGCAUUUCAAGACAAAGCAAUGGAUCCAUGUCAGUCUGUUCUAAGUGUGGAAAGAAACAUAAAGGCAUGCACUACCGUGUAUCUGGUAUUUGUUUUCUGUGUGGCAAGACUGGCCACAUGAUUCGAGAUUACCUGUUGAGAUUUGAUAAUGCUAAUUGUCCUACAACAAGUUCAGCCGGAUCUGCUCCUGCAAUGAGGACCAAUGCAAGAACUAACGCCAGGGGCAAUACCGAGAAUGAAACGCUAAGGCAAGGAAGAGUGUUCGUACUAAUGCCUGGGUAUGUACAAAAUACUAAAUCUGUGGUGUUAGGUAUAAUCCCUAUCUAUGCUCAGAAUGCCUAUGUGUUGAUAGAUUCUGGUUCCACACAUUCAUUUAUAUCGUAUGCUUUUUCUCGGAAAUUAACUAGACCAUUAGAACUUAUGAAUUGUUUACUAGCUGUGUCUACACCAUCUAGAGGUUCUAUGAUAUGUGCUUAUGUAUACCCGACAUGUGAAAUUAUGACUAGUGAUAAGAUAUUGUAUGUUGAUUUGCUGCCUUUGAGAAUUUAUUAUUUUGAUUGUAUUCUGGGUAUGGAUUGGUUAACAAAAUACUAUGCCACCAUCGAUUGUGUGAGUAAAUUUGGCAUAUUUAGACCACUUGGUAUGCCUAAAUUUGUAUUCGUUGGGAAUGAGAUAAUUCCUCCACUGUAUUUGAUUUCUUUUGUGAAAGGCAAAAUGUUUUUAAGAAAACGGUGUCGGGGCUACUUAUGUUGCGUUUUGAAUGUGACCUCUGAUAGUUCUACUGUUGAGAACAUCCCCAUAAUAAAUGAAUUUUCUGAUGUAUUUCCAAAUGAAUUGCUCGGAGACUUAAUUGAUAGGGAAAUCGAGUUUACUAUCGAUGUUAUACCCGGGACACAACCGAUUUCUAAAACCCCAUACAAAAUGUCCACUUCUGAAUUGAAAGAAUUGAAAACUAAACUCCAGGAUUUGGAAGAGCAUAAGAAUCAUUUGAGAACUGCUUUACAGAUUUUAAGAGAAAAUAAAUUGUAUGCAAAGUUAUCCAAAUGUGAAUCCUGGCUUGACAAUGUAGCAUUUCUAGGGCAUGUAAUCAACAAGGAGGGGAAGGCAUAUACCAUUGCAGAUGCAGUAAGCCGAAAAUCUAUGAGGAAUUUGUCAUGUCUGCUCACUGGUCAGAUAGAGUUGUUAUGUGACUUGGAGAAGAAUGAGAUUGAAGUUGUACUAAAUGUAUUGGAGAUUUUGUGGCAAGAUGCCUACAUUGCCAAAAAGUUAAAGACGAACAUCAACGAUCUGCUGUUGGUUGACAUUUAUAUGAACGAGAUUGUGAGGUUGCAUGGUGUCCCAAUAUCCAUUAUAUCUGACAGAGAUUCGAAGUUCACGUCAAGAUUUUGGCAGAGUUUGCAACAGGCUUUGAAGACUAAACUGCGAUUGAGUAGUGCCAACCACCGACAGACAAAUGGCCAAUCUGAACGAACCAAUCAUAUUUUGGAAGAUAUGCUCAGGAUGUGUGUGUUGAACUUCCAAGAGAAUUGA